Messenger RNA from Thlaspi arvense, 1630 nucleotides. Lineage: Eukaryota; Viridiplantae; Streptophyta; Magnoliopsida; Brassicales; Brassicaceae. The record is from the annotation of a GenBank genome assembly.
CUCAUCAAAUUUCCUGAGAUUGUUUGGAGAGACUUCGGAGAUGAUGGACAACGGAAAUGAUCAAGAAAUCGAUGUUGGAUCCGUGGUUGAAGCUGUUUCCGCCGAUCACUCUUUUGGUGCUCCCCUCUACGUGGUUGAGAGCAUGUGCAUGCGCUGCGGUGAAAAUGGAACAAGUAGAUUUCUGUUGACCUUAAUUCCUCACUUCAGAAAGGUCUUGAUAUCUGCAUUUGAAUGUCCGCAUUGCGGAGAAAGGAAUAAUGAAGUUCAGUUUGCGGGCGAGAUUCAACCCCGAGGAUGCUGUUACCAUCUAGAGGUCCUAGCUGGCGAUGUGAAGAUAUUUGACCGACAAGUUGUGAAAUCUGAAUCAGCCACUAUUAAGAUUCCUGAACUUGAUUUUGAGAUUCCACCAGAGGCCCAACGUGGAAGUUUGUCAACUGUGGAAGGGAUAUUAGCGCGAGCUGCAGAUGAACUGAGUGCCCUUCAAGAAGAACGCAGGAAAGUUAAUCCUGAAACUGCUGAAGCAAUAGACCAAUUCUUGUCCAAACUGAGAGCUUGUGCCAAAGCAGAGAGGCCCUUCACCUUCGUUUUGGACGAUCCUGCUGGAAAUAGUUUCGUUGAGAACCCACAUGCUCCAUCACCAGAUCCCUCUUUAACCUUAAAAUUCUAUGAGCGGACACCAGAGCAACAAGCAACACUUGGAUAUUCUGCUGACCCAUCGCAGGCUGGACAAUCAGGAGGAAGCCUUGGCGCACCUUCCGCUGAAACAACUUCUGUACCUCAUGGAACAAUCGGAGCAACAGCUGGUCAUCGAGCGAUUGCUCAGAGUAACAGCACUGAUAUUUCCGAUAACUUGUUCAGAUACAGUGCACCUGAGGAGGUGAUGACUUUCCCUACAACCUGCGGAGCAUGUACUAAGCAGUGUGAGACACGGAUGUUCGUGACUAGUAUCCUUUUGAAGUUGGGAUGUCCAUUCCUCGAAAUCCCGUACUUUCAGGAGGUUAUUGUCAUGGCAUCCACAUGUGAGGAUUGUGGCUAUCGCAAUUCUGAGGUUUGGUUCCAUUGGUUUGACAUAUGGCUGGUCUUUAGGUUAUUAACUGUUGUUGGUCAUCCUGAGCAGUUGAAGCCUGGUGGUGCAAUUCCUGAGAAGGGAAAGAAAAUCACUCUCUGUGUCAAGAACAUAGCUGACCUUAGCCGAGACGUUAUCAAGUCAGACACUGCAGGAGUGAUAAUCCCAGAACUUGAUCUGGAGCUAGCUGGUGGUACACUUGGUGGGAUGGUAACAACGGUGGAAGGGUUGGUCACACAGAUCAGAGAAAGCCUAGCGAGAGUCCACGGAUUCACUUUUGGUGACAGUCUUAGUGAGAAUAAGAAGAACAAGUGGAGAGAAUUUGGAUCCAGGCUAACUAAGCUUCUAAGCUUAGAACAGCCAUGGACUUUGAUUAUGGAUGAUGAAUUAGCAAAUUCCUUUGUUUCACCGGUAACAGAUGAUAUCAAAGAUGAUCAUCAGCUCACAUAUGAAGAAUAUGAGAGGUCAUGGGAGCAAAACGAGGAGUUGGGUCUCAACGACAUAGAUACUUCUUCAGCCGAUGCUGCUUAUGAAUCCACAGAGACAACUAAAUUACCUCCAGCU